Molecule: messenger RNA, 1234 nt
Organism: Cebus imitator (Panamanian white-faced capuchin)
Lineage: Eukaryota; Metazoa; Chordata; Mammalia; Primates; Cebidae
Product: 39S ribosomal protein L30, mitochondrial-like
Exons: 2
Coding region: 637-1125 (162 amino acids)
Biological process (GO): translation
Cellular component (GO): large ribosomal subunit; mitochondrion
Molecular function (GO): structural constituent of ribosome
Source: RefSeq, a predicted model, not a curated record
CCACCAUGCCCAACCUCAAUUUAACUCCUUAUAAAGAAAUGUAAUUCAAAGCCAGGAACACUGGUGCAUGCAUUACUUUAUCAAUAGAUUUUAAACAAAAAUAUGUACUUAACAAACACUCAAAGAGAUCAAGAGCCAUGCAGCUAAUGUUCAGUACCAAUUAUUGCUUAACUCUAAUUAUUACUUAACUCAAAGUUUCUUCCUAAGACUUCAUACAUCUGGGAAAAAUUAUUCCUGAGAAAUCUUUGUGUUACUCAACAUGAUGGGGUAAGUCAUCAAUUUUAGUCUAAAAGAUGGAAGUCACGGGACUCUAGAGCACACCUGUCAGCUCUCUGUGAAAAAGGAGUAUUUAAUGCAAAAGAAAGAGAAUAAAAAAGAAUGCCAAGCAUUCAAUGCCACUUGAGUCCAUUCUCCUAUUCACACUAGAAUUUAGAUUCAACCUACUGUGUACCAGAUGGUUUCAUUAUCGAAAGACAACAGGAACCCAGAGUUUGGUUAGUUGACUUUUCUGGCCUAGGUCUACUUUUUUUGACCAUUUUUUUUUUUUUUUUAAAGAUGGGGUUUCACCUUUGGUGGAAAACUUCAGGGCUGAACGUUGAGUAGGUGCUGCCUCUAAAGAGAGCAAUCACUACACUUAUGGCUGGGAUUUUGCGCUUAGUUGCUCAGAGGCCCCCAGGCAGACUACAGACAGUGACAAAAGGUGUGGAGUCUCUUAUUUGUACAGAUUGGAUUCGUCACAAAUUCACCAAAUCAAGAAUACCAGAUAAAGUAUUUCAGGCCUCACCUGAAGAUCAUGAAAAAUAUGGUGGGGAUCCACAGGACCCUCAUAAACGGCAUAUUGUUACCAGAAUAAAAAGUACAAGAAGACAUCCAUAUUGGGAAAAAGAUAUAAUAAAGAUGCUUAAAUUAGAAAAAGCACAUACCCCUCAAGUUCACAAGAAUAUCCCUUCAGUGAAUGCAAAAUUGAAAGUGGUUAAGCAUUUGAUAAGAAUCAAGCCCUUGAAGUUGCCACAAGGACUUUCAACAGAGGAGAACAUGUCUAACAACACAUGCCUCAAAAGCACUGGGGUAUUAGUAGUGCAGUGGCAUCUGAAACCUGUGGAGCAGAAAGCAGAUGAGGCCUAGUGCCUGGGCAGCUUCCAAUUGUAAAAUCCAAAUUGUUUUUAUUUAAAGAUAGUGAGAAAGUGUUUUCAUUAAAAUAUGUUUUAAAAACGAAAAAAAAAAAAAAAAAAAA